Helicoverpa zea (corn earworm) is the source of this 2643-nucleotide messenger RNA. It is a transcript of the gene L2HGDH, whose product is annotated as L-2-hydroxyglutarate dehydrogenase, mitochondrial. Gene Ontology annotation, molecular function: (S)-2-hydroxyglutarate dehydrogenase activity; (S)-2-hydroxy-acid oxidase activity. The record is from RefSeq and is a predicted model, not a curated record. NCBI's taxonomy places the organism in Eukaryota, Metazoa, Arthropoda, Insecta, Lepidoptera, Noctuidae. The coding region runs from base 174 to 1550 and encodes 458 amino acids. The transcript has 5 exons.
UUUUCUUUAUUGUAGUCUGAUUGUUUCAGAGAAGUGUUGUUGUGUUUUAUUAAUUUAUUUUUGAUAGAUUGACUAUUGGACGAAUAAAAGUUCGUAUCUCCCUGAAUAAUUAGAAUAUAACUAAUAUUCUAUGGUGGUGUAAUUCCAUGUAGGUAUAACAAACUAAUUAAAUAAUGCAUAUAAAUCUUAGUAUUCCUAUGAUGACGGCAAUCAAAUCAGCUACUUCAAUUACUGGGAUCGUUGCACGAAAAUUAAUACCUAUAUCUUUAGAUUCCAGGACACAUCGCAGGUAUUCCAAUCAAAAUACGAAUAAAUAUGAUAUUGUCGUCAUUGGUGGCGGUAUAGUGGGUUCUGCAUCCGCUAGAGAGCUAAUAUUAAGGCACCCGUCGUUAAACAUAGCACUAAUUGAAAAGGAAAACCGUUUCGCCUGUCAUCAAAGUGGAAAUAAUAGUGGUGUGAUUCAUGCGGGUAUUUACUACAAGCCAGGAUCAUUAAAAGCUAAAUUAUGUGUCCAAGGAUUGGAUUUAUCUUACAAAUACUGUGAUGAGAAAGGAAUCAAAUAUUUGAAAUGUGGAAAAAUGAUAGUAGCCACUGAAAGGCAAGAAAUACCUAGAUUGUUGGAUCUGUAUGAUCGUGGAAUUGAAAAUGGUGUGAAAGACUUGGAGUUACUUGACAGUAAAGGAAUAAGAGAAAUUGAACCUCUUUGUAAGGGGUUACAAGCAAUAUGGUCCCCUCACACUGGUGUUGUGAGCUGGGCUGAGGUAACAGAUUCCUAUGUAAGAGAUUUUGUUAACUGUGGUGGAACAACUUAUCUCAACUUUGAAGUUAAAAAGUUCCAUGAUUCUGUAGAUGCAGAAUAUCCUGUUGUCAUUUCUGAUGAAAAAACUAAUACUAUCUUUGCAAAGCAUGUUCUCACAUGUUGUGGCCUACAUUCAGAUACAGUUGCGGUACUUACAGGAUGCCCUGAAGAGCCUAAGAUCAUCCCUUUUAGAGGUGAAUACCUUUACUUAGUACCAAGUAAAAGCAAUUUAGCUAAAGCUAAUAUCUACCCAGUACCUGAUCCAAGAUUCCCAUUUUUGGGUGUUCAUAUAACUCCUAGAGUAGAUGGUCGUGUCAUAUUGGGGCCAAAUGCUAUAUUAGCAUACUGUAAGGAAGGAUACAAAUAUAGUGAUGUCAACAUAAAAGAUUUGAAAGCCAUUAUAGGGUUUUCUGGUUUUCGAAAAUUGGCAAUGAAAUAUGCUGGUUUUGGUGUCAAAGAAAUGACAAGAUCAAUUUUUCCUUCAUUACAAGUCAAACAAGUACAAAAGUAUAUUCAAGAAAUAACAAGUGCUGAUGUUGAGAGAGGUCCUGCAGGUGUAAGAGCACAGGCCAUGGCCAAAGAUGGCAGUCUCAUAGAAGACUUUGUAUUUGAUUCUCAACCUGGGUCUGGUGCAAUUGGAAGCAGAGUACUACAUUGUAGGAAUGCCCCCUCACCUGGUGCAACUUCAUCCCUUGCUAUUGCAAAGAUGAUCGCUGACAAAAUUGAAGAUCAAUUUACACUUAAAUGCUAAGUAAUUUUAAAUUUAAAGGUGCUAAAUGUUCAUUUCAUAUUUUUAUAAGGAGAGUUGAUUUAUUCGUUAGUAAAAGAAAAUAUUAUUAUCAAUACUAAUUUGUGUUAUAUUGGGCAAAUAUCUAUUAUCUACAUUAAAAUCAACAAAAUAAAAAUAAACAUGUGAACAGAAAUGAAUGGGUCUAAUACUGUAUAAUGUUAAAUUAAGGGAUUUUGACUGGAGAAAACUUAUAAACAAUUUUGAAAAUAGUUUAGAAGUGCAACUGCAUUCUCACACCAGCUGAUUUUCCGAGCGGCAUCGCUAUGUUCAUGCGGGCGAACAAACAACUGUUAACUAGAGCUCGAAAUGCGUCGCGCGAAUACGCUUAGUUUAGCUACGAUCGCCAAAAAUCCACUAGUGUGAAAGCAUAGUAAGGUUCAAUUACAAAAAGUAGACAAUUAGUGAACCAAGUGUUUAAAUCCGAUUUUUUAUUAAUGCAAAGAGUCUAUUACUCCAUUAUAGUAGUAGCACUAAAGGAAACAUCUUGAUAGGACUUUUUAUACAAAUACAUUAAAACAAAAUAUUGCUUUAAACAAUUAAGUAAGUUAUGCUGUUAGAGUUUAGCUACAUUUUGUUUUUAAACUGAUAUUUUAAAUAAAAAGUUAUAUCUAAAAUUAUCUUUAGUUAAGGCCUCCCCCACAUUUGGCGUGCGCGAUCCUCGGGCAAGCGCGCUGCGUGAGCGUCGCGUUUUGCUGACCUGCGGCAUGUGCGGCGCGCUCGCGGCGCGCACGCGUCGAGUCGCUUUCUUAUCCCUUCGCCCGCUAUCCCCGCCGCCCGCUACUGUUUCGAUCAGUCACAUGGAGGACGUGCGCGCCGCGAACACGCCCGAGGAUCGCGCACGCCAAAUGUAGGGGAGGCCUAAGAGUCUACUCAAAUCGAGUAUGGAUCCAAAGUCAAGUUUUGCAAUAUGGUUCUAUGUUAGUGUUAUAGGAGCACAAUUAUAAUGAAUUAAAAUGUUAUCAUGUGAUCUGAAUGUAUUUAUUUAAGAUUUUGUUAUGUUAUUUUAACUUAUACUAUUGUUAAUAAAUAUAUAAAUUAAUUAUCAAUAUUUAAA